AUGAAAUACAUGACAGAGUUUGUUGCAUAUCAACAUCCAGGUUCAAUGUCAGAGGAUUUUUUGAUUUUGGAUGAAUUACUCAAUUAUACUAAAGAACUGAAUAGACAGGCUGGUCAGCCAUCUCCUGGCGCUGUCAGGAAAACGAAUAAAGGUCCGAAAGGCGUAAAGAAGAAGCCUUGGACGUUAGAGGAAACUUUUUGGUUAGAGCAUUACCUGCAGCUAUAUUAUUUUACACUUAACGGUCAACCACCCUGGGCUUAUAUACGAGAUAGACAUGGCAAGAAUGGCACUAUCGAUCAAACUCUCGCUUCACGUAGCCAUAUAGAUUUACAGGAUAAAGCAAGGAUAAUGUCUGGGAAGCUUUGGAGAGAGGGUAAGGAAAUACCGCCUUGGUUGCUUUCAGCGAAACCUCCAAAGCGUAUUUUAGACAAAAUGCGUCCAAUUCGCGGAGAAUGGCCAAAGAAGCACAUCAAAAGCAUAGAGAGCACAGAUAGCCCAGAUAGCACGUCACAGCAAUGACUUAAUUAGUAAAUUACAAUCUGCAUUAUUAUACAAGUAUAUCAUUCUUCUUGAAUUUUUCAGGUCUUAAAUAUUUAUCAGAAAUCGACUUCAUAGGUCCUCGAGCAUUUGUAGCAUAAUAUAUCAACCACAAGUUAAAAGCAGCUUCACUUGUGUGUUUUGCAUUCUCGAUUUUGAGUACCUUCUCGUAAUGUUUGGUUGCGAUGCCCAAUAAUCCCAAUUGAUGGUAGAAUCUACCGUAGUUGUAUUCAACCUCAUCACACUCUCCACGCAAGUCUCUGUAUCUAUUUAAAAAUGCCGCCGCUUGUCCUAUCAAAUGAUGCCUAUUAUCCGCUUGUCUCUGGAACGCUCUAUAUAAGUAUGCGCAAGUCAAAGAUAAACAAAUGACAUAGUCAUUCGGCUCGAGCUCGUAAGCACGCAGUAAAUAAUAUAUACUCGUCUGUGCUGACUUUGCAGCUAGCAUAAUUUGACCAUAGAAUCCCAGGUAAUAAGGAUUUUGUUCGGUAGGUAUUGGUAAAUUAGCUUCCCUGAAAUUAUCUCGGGCUUUCUCCACCUCUUCUUCAACGUUGUCAGUUUCAUUGGUGUUGGCCAAUCUAUGUUUCUUAUUACUGAUUUUAAAUCCACUACCAGUAGCCAUCACAUCAAACAUCUUGACCUCUCGGAGCAAGAAUUUUUGAAGAUUGACUUCUGUGAAUCCCAUUAGACCUUCGUGGCUUCUACCAAGAUAUGUGCAGAGCAUACGGAGACCUUCAAUACCAAAUUGUUCAUCGAAUAUGUAUUGCCUUGAGACUUCCACAACAGUAGCUAUAUCACUAGCCAUAGAUGCACAAACCAAUCUGCAGAAUUUGAGCGCGCUUUGUCGUUCAGGGGUAUUAAGUGCAUUCGACAAGCUCAUAUGUUUGAGUACCUCAUCUGCUUCUUCAUAGUUUGAGUAUCUUGUAUUUAGUAUUGCGUACUUUAAUGUUAAGUCAACCCAAUCGUCGAAAUGUAUAUGACGGAAGUAUUGCACUCCUUCUUCUUGUAUUUUAGGAAUAUGCUGCUGAUCAACGAGUGCUCUUUCUAGUCUUACUGCAAUUCUCCUUGCAUCUUCAUCAAGUUGGUCUUGAGGGUCCUUGUCUUUGGGUUUGCGUCCUGAAUUGGCUUUCUGAUUCAAUAUCAUACCUUUGAACUUUUGGUUCUUGUUCUUCGGGAAGAGCUGUACUGUGUCCCUGUAGAUUUCCAAGACUUCUCUUGCUGCAUUGAGCCAUUCCUCAACGAUCUCGCGAUUGUGCAUAUCCAGUUUUUCGUCUAAUUGUGUUAUCUUUUCCCAAUUAAUUUUCAUUUCUGCUUCACGUUCUUCUUCGACUCUCAUUGCCAUAUCUCUCAUUGUUUUGCGAUCUUCACCGGGAAGCUUCUUCAUACCAGGUGUUUUCCUUGUGUAAGUUUCGGUUAAAAGUGAAGCCUUGUUGUUCGCAUUUCCAAGUACUUCUUCUUGUACCUGACCUCUACGUACUGAACUUGACUUCUGUGUUUCUUUGCUUCUGUAUAGAAUUUUGGAGAUAGUAGCCAGUGCUUGUUCACGCUUUCCAAGCGCUUCGUAUGUUUCUGCAAGCUGCAUUGUAACAUCCAUAUUAUCUGGUUCGAGUUGAC
Messenger RNA from Wallemia mellicola CBS 633.66, 2148 nucleotides. RefSeq lists its product as hypothetical. Bases 1 to 519 code for a protein of 172 amino acids. The transcript has a single exon. The record is from RefSeq and is a predicted model, not a curated record. Lineage: Eukaryota; Fungi; Basidiomycota; Wallemiomycetes; Wallemiales; Wallemiaceae.